CCCGAUUACUAAAUAAAUGUUUAAACAAGUACAAAUGGAAUUUAACCGUUGGAGUAGCAAUUCAAAUUUUGAAAAUCAGUGGUCCAGCCGCUCCAAGGGUUUGUGAUUUUCCCCUUUUCAGACAGCAAGAAAAAUAAAAAAAUUGUCCUCUACCCUGGUCGGUGUAGCCAAACUGAAUGCCGCGCACAGAGCAUUAGAUCUUAUUAGCACACGCAGCACCUUCGCUCCGCGAUUUCAUUUGUUUGUUUUCAGGGAUUGGUUUCCACCAUGUCGAACAACAAUAUGAACCUUAAUUAUAUAGACGAAAAAUAUGAGUUUUGUGCACCUAUGUACUUCGACUUCUCUAGGGGAGAGACACCGGAGGAAGCUGCAGAGGCCGAGCGCUGGCUCCAAACCCCUAAAGCAUAUUUGCCUUCUCCUUUGGUGCUAAAAUCUCAAUCUUUGUUGGAAUCCAAAGAAAGCUCCAGUGAUAGCAGCAUCUACAAUGCAGUACAGAAGUUAACAGCACGGAUUUCUUUUGAACAUGGAGAACCUAAAAUAUCAUGUUCAGGCUCUAAUGAUACUCCUACUGGAAACGAUGCAUUAGGGGAUAUCAAUUUAGACUCUGAAUCCAGAGAAGCCUUUGGAACAACUAAAGGUCCUUCAGAUUCUUCCAAGCUUUCAAAGGCUUCCAACAAUGCAUCUGCACAAGAGGAUGCUAAGACGUCUGAAUCCAGAGAAGCUUUUGGUAUGACUAACAUAGGUCCUUCAGUUUCUUCCAAGAUUUUAAAGGCUUCCAACAAUGCAUCUGCACAAGAGGAUGCAAAGACGUCUGAUGAAUUAGGAGAAGCCACUGCAACAGUUGUCAAGAACGCUUCAGAUACUCUUAAAGUUCCUGAAGUUAGUGAUUAUCAAUCAGUUUCAUCUGAGUUAGAAACAGAAAGUUAUGUGACAGCUUGUUUGUUUUCAUCUGGAAAAAAACAAUUGAACUUAUCAUCUGUACUUGCCCAUGACUCUUCAAAUAGAAAGAUAGACGAAAGUGCAUUUACAUCUCAGGAGGAGCAUGGGCUAGCUAGCAUGCCAAAGAUUGGAAGUGAAGCAUCUCUUUCUAGCUCUUUUGAAGUUGGAAGAUUGAUAGGUCACAGUGAUGCUGCUCAGAUUGCCAAGGACACCACAAUUAAUGCAUCAACUGUUUGUGAAAACAAACAGAAGGAUAGCCACAAUGUAUAUGAGGACUCAAAGAAAUCUGUCGCAUCAUUUGAAAUACAAGUUGCAGUUGGAAACCCGAAUACAAAUAGAGACUGUCAAGAGGUAGAGAAACAUGAAGCCAAUGUCAGAAGGCAUGCACAGAAGAAAAUAUUGAAGCGAUCCCUAGUCAGGAGCCAGAGACCUAAGUCCAAAAUUCCAGGUGCAAGCCAAAUCCACACAGAAAAUCAGUAUGCUAACAAAAGACAAAAGCUUGAAGGAGGACAGGCAAAACAGGUAUGCAAUUUGAGGGAGUAUAUUCCGACUGCCAAGGCAAUCCCCACUUUGACAAUUCCGCAGAAAUUUCACUUUUGUACAGAGGAACGCUUUCAGACUCAUCGAGGAACACAUUGUCAGGCAUUUGCACAGAGUGGAAAUCCAGCUUCCCCAUAUGUCCCUCUAGCUGAAAGAGUGUUCAAAUUUCAAUUUAAUGAUCCAAAUCGGCUGCUUACUCGGAUUGAGAAUCAACCUCUAAAGUUGACAAGGCCAAAGGAACCAGAUCUUGUUACCUCACAGCGAGCUAGACCAACAAGGGUUAAAAGUUCUGCAGAACUUGAAGAAGAAAUGCUUGCUAACAUACCUAAGUUCAAAGCAAGGCCUUUGAACAAGAAGAUUCUUGAAGCUCCAACUUUGCCUCCCUUGCCAAGGAGUACACCUCAGCUACCUGAAUUUCAGGAAUUCAACUUGAGAACUGAAGAACGUGCACAUCUGCAUCCCAAUACAUUAGCCAAACUUGCCUCUGGACCUGAGAUCAAAUUUCAGGUAUCUGCUUCAAAUAAAUGCGGCUCCAUGUUAAAUAGUAGAUUCAGUACAUCCUAUGGACAUUAUAUUCCAACAUCUAUCAAACAUAGAACCAUAGAAAGGAUAGAAGAAGAAAAGGGACCCCGAAAGAGAUUCAAAAUUUGUGAAAGUUAUUCAGACACAAAGUCAAUGCCAUAUUUUGGACUCGAGGAAGUAAGCCAUCUUCGAAAGUCAGAACAAGAAAAUUCCAGUCUGUUGCAGUCAUCUGGCAUGAAUGUGCUCCCAAGUGCCACCACUGAAAUUAAUGGGAAGCAACUUCCACAUGAAGUGGUGGAGGACGUGCUUGAUUCAAUGGGAUCGCGAAAUGACCAACAUGUCGUUUUGAAGGAAAACAUCCCCCAUCCUUCCCAGAUCGUCCCAGAUUCAACACAUGAACUCAAAACGUUGUCAAAAGCAACAAUUAAAUCUGAGUUGAUGUCUCUAAUUUCCAGGGAGAACGCACAUAUUUCUGAGAAGAAAAGAAAACCCCUUUCUGAGAUUUCUACUCCCCAACCAACUCAAUUUGGCUCAAAGAGAAAUAACUGUGAACCUGCACCAUUUACAUUGAAAGGAAAUGCUUUCUGCGAUCAAUCUCCUCCAGUAUCUGCCCAAAACUUUUCUUUCUCUAGGUAUCCGAAGGAGUCUUUGCAAAUAAAAGAUGCUGCAAAGCAAGAUAGUCAGACCUCCUUGCCAGUUCCUCAAUAUAUGAGAUGACAUUCAGUUUAAGUAAAAAGUUUGGCAUGUGUCUCAAAGGAAUAGUAUGAUUUCUGUUGCAGGUAUCCGAAGGAGUCUCUGCAAAUAAAAGAUGCUGCAAAGCAAGAUAGUCAGACCUCCUUGUCAGUUCCUCAAUAUAUGAGAUGACAUUCAGUUUAAGUAAAAAGUUUGUCGCUUGUAAGCGACUAAAACAUACGCCAACCAAAUGGAUAUCCAGAGAUGUACCUUUAGAUUUUCAAUUUCCAACGUUUCUAAUGAAAUGUCUACUAUAAGAUUUCACCACAUUUAAUCAUGUAUUUCAUUAUUUAUUAUUUUAGUUGCUUUGCAAAGCAACAUUGCUCA
Messenger RNA from Cryptomeria japonica (Japanese cedar), 3060 nucleotides. Its product is annotated as protein TPX2. Gene Ontology annotation, molecular function: protein kinase activator activity; microtubule binding. Lineage: Eukaryota; Viridiplantae; Streptophyta; Pinopsida; Cupressales; Cupressaceae. The coding region runs from base 268 to 2718 and encodes 816 amino acids. The record is from RefSeq and is a predicted model, not a curated record. Gene Ontology annotation, cellular component: nuclear microtubule; mitotic spindle. Gene Ontology annotation, biological process: activation of protein kinase activity; mitotic spindle assembly; regulation of mitotic spindle organization. The transcript has 19 exons.